Tachysurus fulvidraco (yellow catfish) is the source of this 6609-nucleotide messenger RNA. Its product is annotated as mucin-2-like. NCBI's taxonomy places the organism in Eukaryota, Metazoa, Chordata, Actinopteri, Siluriformes, Bagridae. The transcript has 2 exons. The record is from RefSeq and is a predicted model, not a curated record. Bases 403 to 6609 code for a protein of 2068 amino acids.
GCUUUUUUUAAAAAUGAUGGCACCAGGAGCACUACUCGCUUCACAAUAUUGUGUCUGUGGCUGGUGCUCAGUGGAACUGGAGCCAAUAUUACACCAACAUUUGCAACAGCAACUACACAGCAAAUAACAGCAGAAUCAACCACAUCUUCUUCUACUUCAGCUUCAGCCAUUACAACUGAGAAAGUAGCAACCACAGGUGCAACUGUAACAACAACCACAGCACCACAAACAGCAGAAACAGAUACUACUGCAGAUACUACAGCUCCGACUACAAAUGGGGAAAUAACAACAGAGGUCACAACAAAAUCUUCAACUGUACCAUCAACUUCAACUCCAACAUUGGGCCCAACCAGUACCACUGUACACACAACUGUGCCAUCAACUACAACAACAGAACUUACUAUGAACAGUGUAUCAACAUCACAAGCUUCAACAACCACAGCACCACCAACAGUUGCUUUGUCAGCUACUACAGCUCCAACGACUACAAAUGGGGCAAUAACAACCGAGGUCACAACAAAAUCUUCAACUGUACCAUCAACUUCAACUCCAACAUUGGGCCCAACCAGUACCACUGUACACACAACUGUGCCAUCAACUACAACAACAGAACUUACUAUGAACAGUGUAUCAACAUCACAAGCUUCAACAACCACAGCACCACCAACAGUUGCUUCAUCAGCUACUACAGCCCUAACAACUACAAAUGGGGCAAUAACAACAGAGGUCACAACAAAAAUUUCAACUGUACCAUCAACUUCAACUCCAACAUUGGGCCCAACCAGUACCACUGUACACACAACUGUGCCAUCAACUACAACAACAGAACUUACUAUUAACAGUGUAUCAACAUCACAAGCUUCAACAACCACAGCACCACCAACAGUUGCUUUGUCAGCUACUACAGCCCUAACAACUACAAAUGGGACAAUAACAACAGAGGUCACAACAAAAUCUUCAACUGUACCAUCAACUUCAACUCCAACAAUGGACCCAACCAGUACCACUGUACACACAACUGUGCCAUCAACUACAACAACAGAACUUACUAUUAACAGUGUAUCAACAUCACAAGCUUCAACAACCACAGCACCACCAACAAUUGCUUUGUCAGCUACUACAGUUCCAACGACUACAAUUGGGGAAAUAACAACAGAGGUCACAACAAAAACUUCAACUGUACCACCAACUUCAUCUCCAACAUUGGGCCCAACCAGUAACACUGUACACACAACUGUGCCAUCAACUACAACAACAGAACUUACUAUGAACAGUGUAUCAACAUCACAAGCUUCAACAACCACAGCACCACCAACUGUUGCUUUGUCAGCUACUACAGCUCCAACGACUACAAAUGGGGCAAUAACAACCGAGGUCACAACAAAAUCUUCAACUGUACCAUCAACUUCAACUCCAACAAUGGACCCAACCAGUAACACUGUACACACAACUGUGCCAUCAACUACAACAACAGAACUUACUAUUAACAGUGUAUCAACAUCACAAGCUUCAACAACCACAGCACCACCAACAGUUGCUUCGUCAGCUACUACAGCCCUAACAACUACAAAUGGGGCAAUAACAACAGAGGUCACAACAAAAAUUUCAACUGUACCAUCAACUUCAACUCCAACAUUGGGCCCAACCAGUACCACUGUACACACAACUGUGCCAUCAACUACAACAACAGAACUUACUAUUAACAGUGUAUCAACAUCACAAGCUUCAACAACCACAGCACCACCAACAGUUGCUUUGUCAGCUACUACAGCUCCAACGACUACAAAUGGGGCAAUAACAACAGAGGUCACAACAAAAUCUUCAACUGUACCAUCAACUUCAACUCCAACAAUGGACCCAACCAGUAACACUGUACACACAACUGUGCCAUCAACUACAACAACAGAACUUACUAUUAACAGUGUAUCAACAUCACAAGCUUCAACAACCACAGCACCACCAACAAUUGCUUUGUCAGCUACUACAGUUCCAACGACUACAAUUGGGGAAAUAACAACAGAGGUCACAACAAAAUCUUCAACUGUACCAUCAACUUCAACUCCACCACUGGGCCCAACCAGUACCACUGUAUACACAACUGUGCCAUCAACUACAACAACAGAACUUACUAUUAACAGUUUAUCAACAUCACAAGCUUCAACAACCACAGCACGACCAACAAUUGCUUUGUCAGCUACUACAGUUCCAACGACUACAAAUGGGGAAAUAACAACAGAGGGCACAACAAAAUCUUCAACUGUACCAUCAACUUCAACUCCAACAUUGGGCCCAACCAGUACCACUGUACACACAACUGUGCCAUCAACUACAACAACAGAACUUACUAUUAACAGUGUAUCAACAUCACAAGCUUCAACAACCACAGCACCACCAACAGUUGCUUCGUCAGCUACUACAGCCCUAACAACUACAAAUGGGGAAAUAACAACAGAGGUCACAACAAAAUCUUCAACUGUACCAUCAACUUCAACUCCAACAUUGGGCCCAACCAGUACCACUGUACACACAACUGUGCCAUCAACUACAACAACAGAACUUACUAUUAACAGUGUAUCAACAUCACAAGCUUCAACAACCACAGCACCACCAACAAUUGCUUUGUCAGCUACUACAAUUCCAAUGACUACAAAUGGGGAAAUAACAACAGAGGUCACAACAAAAUCUUCAACUGUACCAUCAACUUCAACUCCAUCAUUGGGCCCAACCAGUACCACUGUAUACACAACUGUGCCAUCAACUACAACAACAGAACUUACUAUUAACAGUUUAUCAACAUCACAAGCUUCAACAACCACAGCACCACCAACAAUUGCUUUGUCAGCUACUACAGUUCCAAUGACUACAAAUGGGGAAAUAACAACAGAGGGCACAACAAAAUCUUCAACUGUACCAUCAACUUCAACUCCAACAAUGGGCCCAACCAGUACCACUGUAUACACAACUGUGCCAUCAACUACAACAACAGUUGUUACUAUAAACAGUGUAUCAACAUCACAAGCUUCAACAACCACAGCACCACCAACAGUUGCUUUGUCAGCUACUACAGUUCCAACGACAACAAAUGGGGAAAUAACAACAGAGGUCACAACAAAAUCUUUAACUGUACCACCAACUUCAACUCCAACAAUGGGCCCAACCAGUACCACUGUAUACACAACUGUGCCAUCAACUACAACAACAGAUGUUACUAUAAACAGUGUAUCAACAUCACAAGCUUCAACAACCACAGCACCACCAACAGUUGCUUCGUCAGCUACUACAGCCCUAACGACUACAAAUGGGGAAAUAACAACAGAGGGCACAACAAAAACUUCAACUGUACCAUCAACUUCAACUCAAACAUUGGGCCCAACCAGUACCACUGUACACACAACUGUGCCAUCAACUACAACAACAGAACUUACUAUUAACAGUGUAUCAACAUCACAAGCUUCAACAACCACAGCACCACCAACAGUUGCUUUGUCAGCUACUACAGUUCCAACGACAACAAAUGGGGAAAUAACAACAGAGGUCACAACAAAAUCUUUAACUGUACCACCAACUUCAUCUCCAACAUUGGGCCCAACCAGUACCACUGUAUACACAACUGUGCCAUCAACUACAACAACAGAUGUUACUAUAAACAGUGUAUCAACAUCACAAGCUUCAACAACCACAGCACCACCAACAGUUGCUUCGUCAGCUACUACAGCCCUAACGACUACAAAUGGGGAAAUAACAACAGAGGGCACAACAAAAACUUCAACUGUACCAUCAACUUCAACUCAAACAUUGGGCCCAACCAGUACCACUGUACACACAACUGUGCCAUCAACUACAACAACAGAACUUACUAUUAACAGUGUAUCAACAUCACAAGCUUCAACAACCACAGCACCACCAACAGUUGCUUUGUCAGCUACUACAGUUCCAACGACAACAAAUGGGGAAAUAACAACAGAGGUCACAACAAAAUCUUUAACUGUACCACCAACUUCAUCUCCAACAUUGGGCCCAACCAGUACCACUGUAUACACAACUGUGCCAUCAACUACAACAACAGAACUUAAUAUUAACAGUGUAUCAACAUCACAAGCUUCAACAACCACAGCACCACCAACAGUUGCUUUGUCAGUUACUACAGCUCCAACGACUACAAUUGGGGCAAUAACAACAGAGAUCACAACAAAAAUUUCAACUGUACAAUCAACCUCGACUCCAACAUUGGGCCCAACCAGUACCACUGUACACACAACUGUGCCAUCAACUACAACAACAGAACUUACUAUUAACAGUGUAUCAACAUCACAAGCUUCAACAACCACAGCACCACCAACAGUUGCUUCGUCAGCUACUACAGCCCUAACAACUACAAAUGGGGCAAUAACAACAGAAGGCACAACAAAAACUUCAACUGUACCAUCAACUUCAACUCCAACAAUGGGCCCAACCAGUACCACUGUAUACACAACUGUGCCAUCAACUACAACAACAGAACUUACUAUUAACAGUGUAUCAACAUCACAAUCUUCAACAACCACAGCACCACCAACAGUUGCUUCGUCAGCUACUACAGCCCUAACAACUACAAAUGGGGCAAUAACAACAGAGGUCACAACAAAAACUUCAACUGUACAAUCAACUUCAACUCCAACAAUGGGCCCAACCAGUACCACUGAAUACACAAAUGUGCCAUCAACUACAACAACAGAUGUUACUAUAAACAGUGUAUCAGCAUCACAAGCUUCAACAACCACAGCACCACCAACAGUUGCUUCGUCAGCUACUACAGCCCUAACGACUACAAAUGGGGCAAUAACAACAGAGGACACAACAAAAACUUCAACUGUACCAUCAACUUCAACUCCAACAUUGGGCCCAACUAGUACCACUGUACACACAUCUGUGCCAUCAACUACAACAACAGAACAUACUAUUAACAGUGUAUCAACAUCACAAACUUCAACAACCACAGCACCACCAACAGUUGCUUUGUCAGCUACUACAGCUCCAACGGCAAUAACAACAGAGGGCACAACAAAAACUUCAACUGUAUCAUCAACUUCAACUCCAAGAAUGGGCCCAACCAGUACCACUGUAUACACAACUGUGCCAUCAACUGCAACAACAGAUGUUACUAUAAACAGUGUAUCAACAUCACAAGCUUCAACAACCACAGCUACACUAACAGUUGCUUUGGUAGCUACUACAGUUCUAACGACUACAAAUGGGGCAAUAACAACAGAGGUCACAACAAAAACUUCAACUGUACCAUCAACUUCAACUCCAACAUUGCGCCCAACCAGUACCACUGUAUACACAACUGUGCCAUCAACUACAACAACAGAACUUACUAUUAACAGUGUAUCAACAUCACAAGCUUCAACAGCCACAGCACCACCAACAGUUGCUUUGUCAGCUACUACAGCCCAAACGACUACAAAUGGGGCAAUAACAACAGUGGGCACAACAAAAACUUCAACUGUACCAUCAACUUCAACUCCAACAAUGGGCCCAACCAGUACCACUGUACACACAACUGUGCCAUCAACUACAACAACAGAACUUACUAUUAACAGUGUAUCAACAUCACAAACUUCAACAACCACAGCACCACCAACAGUUGCUUUGUCAGCUACUACAGCCCAAACGACUACAAAUGGGGCAAUAACAACAGUGGGCACAACAAAAACUUCAACUGUACCAUCAACUUCAACUCCAACAAUGGGCCCAACCAGUACCACUGUACACACAACUGUGCCAUCAACUACAACAACAGAACAUACUAUUAACAGUGUAUCAACAUCACAAACUUCAACAACCACAGCACCACCAACAGUUGCUUUGUCAGCUACUACAGCUCCAACGGCAAUAACAACAGAGGGCACAACAAAAACUUCAACUGUAUCAUCAACUUCAACUCCAAGAAUGGGCCCAACCAGUACCACUGUAUACACAACUGUGCCAUCAACUGCAACAACAGAUGUUACUAUAAACAGUGUAUCAACAUCACAAGCUUCAACAACCACAGCUACACUAACAGUUGCUUUGGUAGCUACUACAGUUCUAACGACUACAAAUGGGGCAAUAACAACAGAGGUCACAACAAAAACUUCAACUGUACCAUCAACUUCAACUCCAACAUUGCGCCCAACCAGUACCACUGUAUACACAACUGUGCCAUCAACUACAACAACAGAACUUACUAUUAACAGUGUAUCAACAUCACAAGCUUCAACAGCCACAGCACCACCAACAGUUGCUUUGUCAGCUACUACAGCCCAAACGACUACAAAUGGGGCAAUAACAACAGUGGGCACAACAAAAACUUCAACUGUACCAUCAACUUCAACUCCAACAAUGGGCCCAACCAGUACCACUGUAUACACAACACAGGCUACAAAUACCACAGAACCAACAACAGGUGGAACAUCUGAAUCUAUCUCUACUUCAGGUCCAAGUACUACAACUAAAGAAACAGCAAGCACAAUUGUAGCAUCAACUGUAUCAAAAUCACAGGGUUUAACAACCACAGAUAUAACAACAGAAAACUACAAACAAACUGUACCUAUGGCUGCUCUACCAUCAACAAUGUAUGUUAUCUGA